AUUAACAAAGAGUCGACUACAACUUCGACUUCCUUAACCCCUCCCCCUCCAAAACCAGCAAAAACAGUCGUUGCUCUUAGUAAGUGAUGGAGAAGCAGAGCAACAAUGGCAGAAAACCUCCGACAGUGCCAAAAAAGCUACCAAAAGAGAGAGUUUUCGGAGCAAACGCAGUUAAUUUAUCAGAAAUUGAAGCAAAUAAUCUAAUUGGAGGAAUUCUAGAAAAGGGCAUUAUUGAUAAUAACUUCUCAACUCCCCCUUCUUCAUCUCCUCUUCCUUCUCUCCUCCCUUUUCCCGUUGCCCGACACCGUUCUCACGGCCCUCAUUGGGCUCCAAAUGUGAGCCACUUUGCAGCUGCCGGUGGUGGGGUUGAUGAUGAUGAUGUAUAUGAUGAAGAUGAUGAUCCUACAUGUUAUGACCCAAUAGCAGAUUUUGCCGAGCCAAUAAUAAAGAAAAAGAAGAAGGGACUGGAUUUGAGUAAAUGGAGAGAGUAUGUUCAAAGUAAGGAUGUUUCAAAUAUCCAAGAGAAGGAUAAGAAUCGCGGUGUAGAAGAGGGUGCAGGAAAACAAAAGAUGAAGGGAGAUUCUAAGAUGAUUUAUAGUGAAGAACGCGUGGUUAGCAAACCAUCAUUGGUUAUAAAUGGAAGCAAUGAAUCAUUGCCUUUACAGGGGACUCCUGAGGUGGCUGUUAAUGGUCUAAACAGCAGUAAUCUUCAGGAUGAGGCUCAUUGGGAGAGGUCUUCAUGUGAUGAUGCAGAUAUGCCAACAGCAAAAAUCUCAUCUGUUGACAUGCUAGGUCUAAGGAAUAAGCACCAUUCAGCAACAUCUGAACCCAACAGCAUAAGUAACGAGCAAGGAAGCACGAGUCUUGAGAGUCAGAUUGACACUGAGAACCGAGCCCUAUUAGAAAGAAUGUCAACAGAGGAGAUUGGAGAAGCACUGACAGAUAUACAGAACAGGAUUAGUCCUGAAAUGCUUAAAAUGUUGAAGAGACGGGGGCUACAAAAGUCAGAGAAGCAGAGCUCAAGCUGUAGUUCAGAUGAUGGUGUACAUGCUUUGGGUGCUGGCAAACGUUUAACUGAAGGUGAAAAGGAGUCUCCAGUUCUAGAAACUGUUGUAUCUCCUAAGGAGGUUAAUCUAAGUAAGCUGAACACAGAGACAGGGUCACAUGAAGGUGGACAGAAUUUGCUGUCAAAAGGCAGCAGCUUAUGGGAUAUUUGGAGUAAACGGGUCGAGGCUAUCAGGACUCUUAGAUUUUCAUUUGAUGGAAAUGUUAUUGAAGGGAGUUCCUUGGAUCCGUCAUAUACUGCUGACAACGUUUCUGAGCGUGACUUCUUGAGAACAGAAGGGGACCCUGGUGCUGCUGGGUAUACAAUUAAAGAGGCUCUAGCUCUUACAAGGAGUGUUGUUCCUGGACAACGAGCUGUUGCAUUGCACCUUCUUGAAACUAUACUUAGUAAGGCUUUGCACAACAUUUGUGAAAGUCAAUUUGAUAAUUGUACAAACUUGAGUAAUGAAAAGAACCUUGUUGAUUGGGAGGCCAUUUGGGCUUAUGCAUUGGGUCCAGAGCCUGAGUUGGUGUUAUCUCUGAGGUUGGCACUUGAUGACAAUCAUUCCUCUGUUGUUUUAGCUUCUGCCAAAUUAAUCCAAUGCAUCCUAGCCUGUGAUGUGAAUGAGAAAUUCUUUAAUUUGCUAGAGAAAAUGACAAUGAAGGAUCAAUAUACUGCUCCAGUCUUCCGAAGUAGACCUGACGUCAGACAUGGUUUUCUUAGUGGCGGUUUUUGGAAAUACAAUAUUAAACCCUCCAAUAUUCUUCUUUCUGAGGAGGAAAUUAUAAAUGAAAAGAAUGAAGGAGAACGAACUAUUCAGGAUGACAGUGUUGUUGCCGUGCAAGAUGUGGCUGCAGGUCUGGUUAGGAUGGGUUUCCUAAUUAGGCUUUGUUACCUUUUAGAGACUGAACCAGCAGUAGCUCUGGAGGAGUGCAUAUUAUCAAUACUUGUUGCAGUUGCUAGGCAUUCCCCAACAUGUGCAAGUGCAAUCUGGAAGUGUGAUAGGCUUGUUCCGACAAUUGUCAACAAGUUUACUAUGAAAGAUGCACCGGAACUUCAGGCUUCUAAAAUAAAAUCUGUGACACUUUUAAGAGUUUUAGCUCAAUCAAGCAAGAGCACGUGUAUAGAGCUUAUUCAGAAGGGGUUCUUCCAAACUAUGACGUGGCAACUGUAUCGAGUGAUGUAUUCUAUUGACGAGUGGAUAAGAUAUGGGAAAGAGAAGUGUAAGCUAGCUUCAGAGUUGAUGGUGGAGCAAUUACGUUUUUGGAAGGUCUGUGUCAUGCGUGGCCACUGCAUUUCCUCUUUCACCGGUUUCUUCCCUGCAUUGUGCCUGUGGCUGAAUCCUCCUACUUUUGACAAACUCAUAGAGACAAAUGUUUUUCAUGAUUUUGCUUCCAUCAGUAUGGAAGUGUACCUUGUUUUGGAAACACUAGCUAGAAGGCUCCCAGAUCUACAUUCCACAGAAGAUAAAAAUCAAGAGUUUCAGGGAAAUUGUGGCGAUAACCUAGAAACUUGGUGCUGGAGUGACGUUGGUCCGAUGGUUGAUAUGGCUUUGAAGUGGCUAGAGAUGAAGGCUGAUUCAACAUUGUCAAAGUUCUUGUACCAGCAGAAUGGAGUUGAUGACAAGUUUGUGAACCAUACUCAUAUUUCUUCCUUUUUAUGGAUACUGUCGGCUGUUAUGCACAUGCUUAAUACUGUUCUAGUAAAAGCGACUCCUGGAGAUGCACAUGAGCUGGAAGGCAGUGAAAAAAAACGGAAGUUGCCAGACUUUGUAGCUAAGCUUUUACUUAUCAUCAUUAAAAAUGAUAUUCUAAAUUUUUCUGAUGAAAACAAGGAUGGCUCUUUUGUUGAGAAGUUGUGUCAGUUUAGACAUCAAUCAGAUUCUGAAAUGUCAAUAGCUUCUGUGUGCUGCGUUCGUGUUUUACUCCAGGUAAUAGUUUCUACUGAUCAGGUGAUUCAGCUAACUGGAGAGAGUGUUGAACAUAAGUAUUUUCAUGAAUAUGAUUUGAUUAGAGACAGUAAGAUACUUCAUGGUGACAUAUUUGAAUGUUCACUGAUUGAGUGGAGAAAAGUUCUUAGUGACUUUGUGAAGUUAGUUGGUUCAGAGUGGCAAUUCAUGCACCGCAUUGAGGCAUUUGGCAGGGGAGGUCCUGCUCCUGGGGUUGGAGUGGGAUGGGGAACUUUUGGUGGUGGCUUUUGGUCCUUAACUAUUGUGUUGGCUCAAGCAGAUGCAAGAUUGCUUAUUGAUUUGCUUAAAUCUUUUCAUUCAUUGUCUUCUGGAAAUCUUCCUGAGGUGGAUGGGCAUGAUUUUAUGGCACAGAGUGUCAAUUCUGCCCUAGCACUGAGUACAGUUGCAGGACCAGGGGAUGAACUGAUCGUCAAGAAUGUGUUAGAUAUCUUGCUGAAUGUCCCUGUUCUCAAAUAUCUAGAUCAAUGUAUUUUCCACUUUCUUCACUCUUAUAAUGGAAUAGGACCAUUUAAGUUGGACUAUAAAGACUGUGACUUCAUUCAACUUGGCGAGAUUCUGGCUUCUCACUUUAGAAAUAGGUGGCUGUCUGUGAAAAAAAAGAAGAAACCUGAAAAGGAUGAAGGCUACAACCGUGGAACUAACACGGUUAAACCGAGUGGCAGAUUUCUUGAUACCAUUCCAGAAAAUAUGGAAACAUCACUUAUGACCGGGGAAAAUGGCAACACGUUAAUGUUUGAAUGGGCUCGACAACGGCUGCCUCUUCCUAGUCACUGGUUGCUAAGUCCUAUAGCAACAGUUGGUGACAUUAAGUCUAGCGAUACCCCUGCUCAGGAUCCGAUGAGAUUCCAUGAAGUUGCUAAAGCUGGGCUUUUUUUCCUGUUGGGUAUUGAAGCAAUGUCCUGCAAGCUUUCAGAGAAAGACAAUUCCCCUAUUCGGAGCAUACCCUUAACCUGGAAACUGCAUGCAUUGUCUGUACCUUUACUUGUAGGAAUGGAUGUACUUGAAGGAAAGAGCAGGUCUAUGUAUGGAGCAUUACAAAGCCUCUACAGUCAGCAUCUGGAUGAAUUAUGGCUCAGUAGCACAAAAGCUAUUGCUACUGAGACCGAAACUUCGUCAGACACUGGCUUGUUCAGGGCUAGUUGUCUGAGAUUUCAGUCUGAGAUUCAUGAGAGCUAUCCCACAUUUAUUGAAACUCUUGUGGAGCAUUUUGCGGCAAUAUCAUAUGGUGACGUGAUUUAUGGACGACAAAUUGCAAUAUAUCUUCAUCGACUGGUUGAUGCUUCAGUAAGACUUGUCACUUGGAAUGCUCUGUCCAAUGCCCAUGUUCUUGAACUCCUGCCACCUUUGGUCAAUUGUUCAUCUCAGGCUGAAGGAUACCUGGAACCCAUUGAGGAAGAUGCAGAUGUGUUGGGAGCUUAUGUGAAAUCCUGGAUUUCUGGUUCCCUUGAUAGAGCUGCAACUCGGGAGUCGAUGACAUAUACUAUUGUUAUACAUCAUCUGUCAUCAUUCAUUUUCAACACUUCUUUUGGAGAGAAGUUGCUGUUGCGAAAUAAACUUGUAAAAUCACUGCUAAGGGACUUCUCACGCAAACACCAACAUGAGGCCAUGAUGUUGGAUUUGGUCAUGUAUCACCGUUGUCGCACCAUGGAGAAACCAGAGCAAAAUUCAUCUUCUUCUUUACAGAUGGGAGAUAUAGAUGGAAGGUUACAGGUGCUAAAAGAUUGUUGUGAAGGAAAUUCACAGCUUUUGGCACUAGUGGAGACACUUAAAUCUUCCAUUUUAAAGAAGCAGUCAAGAGUUUGAAGUGAACUAGUAAAAUGUAAACAGAUUUUGCUUACUUGAGUGUUAUUUGUUUCCUCCCUGUUUAUAAUACGACUAUAUGUUAAAACUGAUGUGAUUUGUGAAGCUAUAUGCCUAUAUAAGUUAUACCCGAACCCGACA
This is a messenger RNA of Beta vulgaris subsp. vulgaris (sugar beet), 4955 nucleotides long. RefSeq lists its product as hypothetical. NCBI's taxonomy places the organism in Eukaryota, Viridiplantae, Streptophyta, Magnoliopsida, Caryophyllales, Amaranthaceae. The transcript is spliced from 10 exons. The record is from RefSeq and is a predicted model, not a curated record. The coding region runs from base 87 to 4817 and encodes 1576 amino acids.